This is a messenger RNA of Dissoconium aciculare CBS 342.82, 210 nucleotides long. RefSeq lists its product as uncharacterized. NCBI's taxonomy places the organism in Eukaryota, Fungi, Ascomycota, Dothideomycetes, Mycosphaerellales, Dissoconiaceae. The transcript has 3 exons. Gene Ontology annotation, molecular function: protein binding. The coding region runs from base 1 to 210 and encodes 69 amino acids. The record is from RefSeq and is a predicted model, not a curated record.
AUGGAGGCCAAGCAGCUUCUCCGGUCUCUGCGGGAGAGUCCGAAGUACAGCGAUCUCACACUCGUUUGCGGUCUACAGAUGCACAAAGUACACCGAAAUGUCAUGCGCUCCGCGUCUUCGUGGUUCGACAACGCUUGUAGCAAUGAAGCCUGGAAGGAAGCGAAGGAGGGUAUCAUCAAGCUCGAAAAUGCAUUCGCCCACGGAGAAUAA